CUUUCAGGAGCUUUAAGGAUUAGAACUAAUCACAAGCAAAACGCUGAACAGUCCCAAAGGUGCACGGUAAUAAAAUAACAUUUAAAAAACAAUGUUCUUAGAAAACUAAAUCACCUGAAGGUGUAAAAAAGUUUUUUCCACCGACUCCUCACAGCACAGCAGUGUCCUAACUGGAUUACAGGCGUGUCCACUCAGAUGUAUUGAUGUUGCAUCAGUUGCAGCGAGAGAAUCAUCCCUGUGUAUAUAUGUGUGUUACAAAGCUGGCAUGUCCCAACACAGUUAAAACCGAGGAGGAAACUGUAGAUUAUCAAAUUCCUCAUGUGUAGACCAGCUGUCCCAGUGUGUGUUUGUGUGUGUGUGUGUGUGUGUGUUCAGGUUUGGACAGAAGCUGUGGUUUGGCCUCUCACGUCUCAGAGAAGUGCGUAUGUGGCAGCGCGGCGCCCCUUCAUUAGUUCCUCAUGUUUUCUUUCUCACGUCUCUUUUGUCUUUCGAUGUUUUUCUGGCUCUCGAGUCUCUGACGCUUCUUCAAACCACGUCCAGGUUUCACUUUCUAUCUUCCAAUGACACUCGUGUUUAAAACAAUGUUUUGCAAAUUACAUAAUAAUACAUAAAACAUCACUUAAGACAACUUCUACCAUUUCUCCACGUCUCCAACUCUACAUCAAGCCCUUCCACCCCACCCUCUCUCUUUUCCUGUGCUUAAUUACGGUGCCUGCGAUUGGUGAAGAAUCACAGAAAGUUGCAGCCAAUCAGGUGCCGUGUUGAGGUGGCCCUUGACCCCCUCAGGUGGUGCGUGUGUGUGUGUGCGUUUUCCUGCUCGAGUGUUAACGAAUGUGUGUGUGUGUGUACGUCAGGGGAUGACGGGCUCGGUUUAAAACCAUUCGGGAUCCCGUUGUCAGGGCAGUCUGACAGAAGGGCCACAGGGACGGGGUGCACCAGGAACCUCGACAACACAACACACACACACACACACAAACACACUUAGUGUUUGAGCCCAGGUGGACCUGUUGUCUCUCUGGAGUCCACAUCUGGAUCUGCAGACAUCCAGGCUGAGAAGAUAACCACAGGUAAGAACCCUACACUAACCUCUGCUCCCUCUGUGUUUAUUUACCCGAUCAAGUUCAGGUUGAAGUUUGGCUGCUGGACGACACCUGGUUCAGGUUUUACAAUGACACAGCAGCCAGGGGCCGUGUGGCAGCAUGUUUGUUUAAAGCCUCCUGAGUUACAGAGUUCAGCUCAGAGCUGCAGGGGUCACUUCAUCGGCUCUGCAGGGGAAAACCAGCUCAGGUCUGAGGUCUCAGCAGAGGACGUUUAACACCUUCCAACAGGGAUUCAUAGGUUUUGUAGCUUACUCUGCUUUCAUGCAGGAAGUUGUAGUACAAUAAUCCAUGGUUUCCCUUUGCAAUCAAGAUUUUUGGCUCAAAAGCAACUGAGUGGAAUGUUUUUUGGAAGUGAACUCAUCCUUUUGUGACGCUGGUGUGUGCAGGCGAGGAGCAGGUGUGAGAAGUCAUGGCUGGACGGAGGAGAAGCUGUUUCUUGGGCGUGUUCGUCACGGCUGCGCUGGCUGUGGUGCUGCUGCCCGCGUUCCUGUCUGCUGGACCAAUCGGGCUAAAGGCCAAAGGAGAUGAGGGCGAAAGUAUCGAGGAGAGGGCGACGGCUGCAGCGUCCCAGCGGAGUCUGGGCCGCAGCCGCAGGAACAUCAGCUGGUACAAGCAGCACUCCGACUUCUGGAACUGGUACAAGUUCUUCACAGACAACGGCAACCAGGAGGCAGUUCACGAGAUGGACCGCAUCUACCUGGCCUACCUCCAGAACAAGAACCGCGCCGAGGGCCGUCGCUCCUACAAGGCCUACCUGCGCCACCUGGGGGACAUCUACAAGUCCUGCGCAGAUUCGGACGACCCCGACUGCGUGUCCUCCUACACCGCCAGGCCCAAGCCAAAACCAGAGGCCCCCAAGCCUGCACCGGUAAAAACCUGUGACCCCACCAAGGACACCUACUGCCUGUAUGCUGCUCUGCUCCAGGGCAAGAGUCCCUACCAGCCCCUGGUGCUCCCAGCAGAAGCCCCGGCCCCAGCACCUGCCAAGGCCCCGGCGCCUAUGUACGUCCGCUCUGCUCCGGCAAAGGACCCUCAGUCUGGGUAUCAGUACUACGCUCCAUCCUCAACACCUUUCCUCUCCAAGGAGCAGAAGGCCGAGCUGCUGCGGAUCUGUGCGUCUGAAGACGUGGAGUGUCUUCAGUACCACCUGAGAGCUGCCUACGGGUACGCACCCUCCGCCGGGCCCGUGCCGUCCUACGCCCACCUCGGCUGUGAUCCCAAGAAAGACCCCACCUGCAAACCCAAGCUGGUGCAGAAGGCCCCAUCUGGCGUCUACCUGCAGUACCCCAACUGUGACCCCGUCAGGGAUCCCGCCUGUGCCUACGCAGCCUCCCUUGUGGCCGCCCGUGCUCCUAAACAGCCUAUCCCUGCUGCCCCUGGGUCCUGCAACCCUCUUUACGAAGAGGGCUGCAACCCCCUUAGCGCCACCAGAUUCGCCACUCCCCCCCAUUCGUACAAAAACGAGGAGGCAGAUGAGGCCGCCGCCAUCCGUGCCGCCCCUCAAGCUGCUGAGCCGAGCAACGACCCCUAUGCCAUGUUCAGGGAUGCUUACGCUCAGGCUAACAGAGGUGCUGAUCCCUAUGCGAUGUACCGCCAGGCUGCAGCGCCUCCUCCAGCUUCUCCUCCAGCUUCUCCUCAGGCCAAUGACCCAUAUGCUCUUCUGCGCCGCUACAUGUCCCAAGCUCAACAACAUGAGCCCCAGUCUCCACGCAUGGAGGCGGCUCCAGAGUCCAACCCCAACGAUCCCUUCGCUGCGAUCCGUGAGGCGGCGGCUGCCAUGCAUCGCCGCGCUCCUUCCAACCCCAGGCAGCAGAUCCCGUUCUCCAACCCCAGUUAUGAGGAGCCUGCCCGUGAAGAGCACCACCCUCUGGGCCCCCCAGGUAAGACCAAGGAGGGCUACGAAUGCUUCAUCGGCUACGACCGUGACUGCUUCCCUGUGAAGCCCGCCGACCCUCGCUCUGGAGUCCACCGCCACAUGCCCUACCCUGCCGAGCCCUACGAGCCUCAUCUGAACGCCGACGGCACACGAAGCGGCGUCAUGGAGCCGUCCAACCCCGACUGUGACCCCGAGUACGACAGGGACUGCCGCCUGCGCCGCUACGAGCCCGAGCAGCCCCAUGUCGAGGCCCAGCCCGAGCAGCACGCCGAGGAGGACCACAGCCAGGGGGCAGCAGAGAGGGAGUAUCAGCCAGAGGAGCAGGAGCAGUACGAGGCGGAGCCCUACCAGAGCGGCCAGGAGGAGCCUCACAUGUCCUACCCUCAGAUGUCCUACCCCCAGAUGUCCCACCCUCAGAUGUCACAGGGCAUCCCGAGCCUGCAGGACAUCCUGAGGCUCUACGCAGACCAGAGCCCCGAGCAGGAGGAGCGCAGAGCGUACGCAGGCGACUACCGCAAGAAAUAAACAUCUGAACACACUCAUGCAUGCUGAUGGACAUGAAUACACGUUCCCGUGCAUUCUUGUAGCUUAGCCCAUGACCGCCUCACACAGUGCACAGCCAGUCCAGACUGGACCAGAUAAGGGACACAUGAGAAGUCUAUGGACCCAGUGAGCAAGCACAUGCACGUGCAUCCACACAAAGCUUCCAGCUGUUCGGAGCGCGCUCAGAAAGCUGAGGGAGUUCCAGCAAAGUUUUCAUCUCUGUAGCUGCUUCACAUCUGUUGCUUUGCCUUUUUUUCCAGCUUCCACCUCAAACCUCCUCAGUUCACCUGAAUGUGUGAUAAUACUCAGCUUUGCUUCUCUUUCUAUGCAUCUCACUUUUUUAAUAAUUGUGUUUGUCACUUUUUUUUGUCAGUGAUGGAUUAUGUAAAGUUUUUUUUUCAGUAUGAAUGUUCGAAUAAAAAAUGAAAAGCUCUACAAAGCAGUU
Molecule: messenger RNA, 3964 nt
Organism: Platichthys flesus (European flounder)
Lineage: Eukaryota; Metazoa; Chordata; Actinopteri; Pleuronectiformes; Pleuronectidae
Gene: and1
Product: actinodin1
Exons: 6
Coding region: 1510-3501 (663 amino acids)
Source: RefSeq, a predicted model, not a curated record